Molecule: messenger RNA, 2074 nt
Organism: Ectocarpus siliculosus
Lineage: Eukaryota; Phaeophyceae; Ectocarpales; Ectocarpaceae
Source: the annotation of a GenBank genome assembly
AUGGGCGUGAGCUUGCUGGAGGAGCCCAGCACCGGGCAGGUGUUCGCGUACGAGUCGGAGGGGGAGGAUUCCGACACCGAGGACAACAUCAUCAAGCCGGGGGACCACGUGCUGCUCACGGCCAGCACCGAGGAGGACGAGCACUCGGCUCUCGAGGUCCAGGUGUACUCGGAGGAAACAGGCAACCUGUACGUGCACCACGACAUCGCCCUGCCGUCGCUGCCCCUCUGCCUCGCCUGGAUGGACAUGCCGCCGAGGACGGCGGCGAUGUCUAGGGUGUCCGGGAGUGCCGACGAGGGUCACACUGUCGGGAGCUACUGUGCGGUGGGCACCUUCGAACCGGGGAUCGAGAUCUGGAACCUUGACGUGUUGGACCCUUUAGAGCCGACGGCGACGCUAGGCGGGUUCAAGGAAAAGGACAAGAAGCCCGGGAAAAAGCCCAGAAAACGGCAGACCAUCCCCGGGAGCCACACCGACGCGGUCCUGGCGCUGAGCUGGAACAGGGAGCACAGACACGUGCUAGCGAGCGGUUCGGGGGAUAACACCGUCAAGGUGUGGGACGUAACGACGCAGCAGUGCUCGGCCACGCUCACGCACCACUCUGACAAGGUGCAGGGGGUGGCCUGGCACCCCGUCGAAGCGACGGUCAUGGCCACCGUGGGUUAUGACCGGGUGCUCGCGCUGCUGGACGCGCGUGCGCCGACGAAGGUGACGAGACACACGAUACAGGCGGACCCGGAGUGCUUGUUGUGGAAUCCCCACAACCCGGCUCAGAUUUUGACGGGAUCGGAGGACGGCGUGGUCUGCUGUCGCGACGUCCGCCGGCCGGAGAGCCCGGUGUAUUCCUUCACCGCUCACGAGAAGGGGGUCAGUGCCGUCUCCUUCACGCCCCUGGUGCCAGGCAUGCUUGCCACGUGCUCCGAGGACAAGACCGUCAAGGUCUGGGACGUGGACGCGGAGGUCCCUCUCCAGGUGGCUUCGAAGGCGAUGGCGGUGGGGCGGUUGUUCUCUCUCCAGUACGACGCCUCGACGGCGUUCCUCCUGGCCACCGCAGGCAGCAAGGGUCACGUGGCUCUCUGGCACUCAGACGAGGACGAGGCAAUCUCGGCCAGGUUUUCCGGCAGAGUGGUGAGCGAAGGUGCGGCAGGGUCGGGUUCACCAGCGGCAGCAAGUCCAGCGGCAGGGGCAGCGCCGACGGCAGCACCGGCAGAGGGAGGUGCCCUCGGAGGCUUUUUGGCAGGGGCCGGGGCCGGGGAGUUGCAGGAGGGGUUGGGGGAACCGGGCGCGGCGGGGAUCGGGGGCGGUGGCGGUGGUGCGGCAGGAGGAGCGGAAGGGGCGGGAGACGCGAAGAAAAAGAAGAAGAAAAAGAAGAGCAAGAAGAAAUGAUUCUGCUGCUGCUGCUGCUGCCCUUGGAGAAGAAAGGAAGAAAUGAGUGAUGUUUGAAGCUGCCGCUUGCCCUUGAGGGGAAGGGAGGGAGAGCGCCGCACACCUGCCGUUUCUCCUGGUUGGCCGGGGUGUGAAUGACUCUCACACGCGGGUGGGGAUAGGUUGCAUACCGCAUGGUGCACCGCGGCUGUGGAAUGUCUUGUCUCCUGUUCUUCUUCGCGGCUCCUCUUGUAACAUUUGUGGUGGCGUGACCGUCCUUGAUGUGGUGCACGCAGAGCAGGCUGUAGCGUCGGCGAAUCGAGAUACAACAGUAAAACGUUCGGAGAGAGGGUGGGAUGACUGACGUAGCGAGGCAUGAUGAUGCUUGUUCGCACAAGAGAGGCCGGCGGCGACGCGCACAUUCUAUUUUGUUGUGAACGUCUUCGCUUGCGAAGGCCAGGUUUGUGUGCGGACGUGUGCAGUCUAUACGCUCCGUUUUUUCUUCGUCGGGUUCUUCUGUCUUUGCCCUUUUCUUCACGCUUCUCUUUCUCUCUCUUCCUCUCUCUUCCUGUACUAGACAGUGCCAACAGUCGGUUGUCCCCAUUGAUCACCACGCAUCAGGAAAGACGGGGCAAAUGUAGUUGAUAGCCGAUGCACCGCAACCAGUUAGUUUUCUGCAUAUCGCAAGGUACGUACGGUGGAGUGGUUG